Menidia menidia (Atlantic silverside) is the source of this 2728-nucleotide messenger RNA. The record is from the annotation of a GenBank genome assembly. NCBI's taxonomy places the organism in Eukaryota, Metazoa, Chordata, Actinopteri, Atheriniformes, Atherinopsidae.
CACGCCCAGGGAGGAGUGAGGAUGGCGAGGAGGAGAUAGAGCCGGCGGCGCCGGGGAGGCAAACAGAGGGCGGAUAAGAGGAGUGGCGGACGUCCGGCCUUGGUCUGCGUCUGUCCUCAGCUUCCUGGACCUCAUCCAAUGGCUGGGCCUGGACACGGUUGGCGCUGGCUAAUGGCGGCGGCGCUCCUGGCCGGCAUGGCGGCGGCUGGUGGGGAGCUGGCGGCACCGGUAAAGGCGGCGGCCGGAACAAACCACAGCCAUGGUUCCAUCUCAGGGAUCCCCAUCGUCUCCUUUAAGUGGCACCACGUGGAGAUGCCCUACCUGGUGUCCCUGUGGGUGCUGGUGUCCUUUCUGGGGAAGCUGGUUAUCGAGUCCAACCAUCACGUGACCAACAUCAUCCCCGAGAGCGCCCUUCUCAUCUGCUUCGGCUUCAUCCUGGGGGGGAUGAUCUGGGGGGCGGACAAGGUGCAGACCUUCACGUUGACCCCCACCGUCUUCUUCUUCUACCUGCUGCCGCAGGUCAUCCUGGACUCCGGCUACAGCAUGCCCAACAAGCUCUUCUUCAGCAACAUGGGCGGCAUCAUGGUCCACGCCAUCAUCGGGACCUGCUGGAACGCCGCCAGCCUGGGGCUGUCGCUGUGGGGGUGCCACAAAGGGGGAGCCAUGGGUGAGGCCAGCAAUCAAGNNNNUGCAGUACCUGCUGUUCGGCAGCCUGAUCGCAGCCGUGGACCCGGUGGCCGUCCUGGCCGUGUUCGAGCAGGUGCAUGUUAACGAGGUCCUGUUCAUCAUGGUGUUCGGAGAGUCGCUGCUGAACGACGGGGUGACCGUGGUGCUCUUUAAUGUGUUUGAUUCAUUUGUGUCGCUGGGAGGGUCGAAGAUAGACGCUGCAGAGAUCAUCAAAGGAAUCAUUUCCUUCUUUGUGGUGGCGUUCGGCGGCUCGCUGGUGGGCUUCGUGUUUGGCCUGCUCAUCGCUUUGCUGACCAGAUGCACCAAGAACAUCCAGAUCAUCGAGCCGGGCUUCAUCUUCGUGCUGGGAUACCUGGCCUACCUGACGGCCGAGAUGCUCUCGCUGUCGGCCAUCCUGUCCAUCCUGUUCUGCGCCAUGUGCUGUCAGAAGUACAUCAACGCCAACAUGGACGAGACCUCGGUCAACACGGUACGCUACGCCAUGAAGGUGUUCGCCAACGGCUCGGAGACCAUCAUCUUCGUCUUCCUGGGCAUCUCGGCCAUCGAUAAGACCAUCUGGGUGUGGAACACAGGCUUCAUCCUGCUCACGCUGUUCUUUAUCCUUGUAUAUCGCUUUAUCGGUGUGUUUUUCCUCACCUGGAUCCUGAACAAGUUCAGGCUGGUGCCCAUAGAGCUCACUGACCAGGUGAUCAUGAGCUACGGUGGCCUGCGAGGGGCAGUUGCCUACGGUUUGGCAACCCUGCUGGAUGAGAACAAGAUAAAGGAGAAGAACCUGAUGGUGUGCACGACUCUCAUAGUCGUCUACUUCACCGUCAUCUUUCAGGGAAUCACCCUGAAACCUCUGGUCAACUGGCUGAAGGUGAAGCGGGCCGCCGUGACCGAACUGACGCUGGUGGAAAAAGUCCAAAACAGGAUGUUUGAUCACAUGCUUGUUGCCAUUGAGGACAUCUCAGGACAAAUAGGACACAACUACAUGAGGGGCAAAUGGAAUAACUUCGAGGAGAGGUGGAUGUCCUGGCUGCUGAUGAAGCCGUCAGUGAGGAAGAAGCAGGACCGAGUGUUCAACACUUUCCACAAGCUGAACCUGAAGGACGCCAUGAGCUAUGUGGCCGAGGGGGAGCGCCGCGGUUCGCUGGAGUUCAUCCGGAAUGAAAACGCCAUCGUCGACUUCAAGAAAAAGUUUGGAGACGACAUGUCCGACGUCAUGUCCGACGUCAUGCCCGACAUCAUGGCCGACAUGUCAGAUGACCACGGCGCCACGGCGAUGAGGGACCCGGUGCCAUCGGUGAGCCUGGAGAUGCACGAGCAGACGAUGAAGAACCUGAGGGAACCGGAGGACCUGAACGCCCACCACCUGCUGCAGCAGCACCUGUACAAGGGCAGGAAGCAGCACCGCCACAGGUACAGCCGCAGCCACUUCGACAUCAACAAGGACGAGAACGAGGUCCAGGAGAUCUUCCAGAGGACCAUGAGGAGCCGCCUGGAGUCCUUCAAGUCAGCAAAGAUGGGCGUGGCCCCACCCAAGACUAUUUCCAAGCACCCCAAGAGGGAGCAGAAGGUCAGAGACUCCGCCCCCACCGGACAGACCGGGACUUUAAGGCUCAGCUCCCAGCAGAACCUGCCGAACGGCCGAAACAAGAGCUCCCACUCCGGUGAUGAAGAUUUCGAGUUCUCGGAGGGUGACAGCGCAUCUGGAUACGACCCGUAUCGGCAAAGCGUCCCCAUGAGGGUCACCUACAGGGCGGGAGCUGGGAUCGAGAACCCGGCCUUCAUGCCGGACCUGGACCCGUCGGCGCCGCUGCAGAUCCCGCCCUGGCUGGCGGAGGCGGAGCUUGAUGCCGGCGCCGUGGCGCCAUCGCAGCGGGCUCAGGUGAGGCUGCCGUGGGCGGCCGGCGCGCUGCACCGCCUGGCGCCGCUCCGCAUCAGCACGCGCUCAGACGACUCCUUCAUGAUGGCGGCCGCCGCGGUGCUGCCCGCACAGGACGAUGACCAACUGCCGCCGCCGCCACCACCGCCUCACAGAGACGGCAACCAGCUGUAG